AUGUGUCAGAAAACCAUUUUUCCCUUCAAUCCCUUCUAUGUUUCAGCCCGUAGCCCUGCUCAGAACAACAAAGUAUGUAGCAUCUGGGGAAAUUUUCACAUCAAGAUGUAUGAUGGAGAGGUCUAUCAGUUUCCUGGAACAUGCAACUAUGUUUUAACGUCACACUGUGGAAGUAACUAUGAGGAUUUUAAUAUUCAAAUACGGAAGAAUGUGGUAAAUGAACAACCCAAGAUCAUCCAUGUUACCAUGAAGCUUGAUGGGACAGUUGUGACUGUCAGUGGUGACACUAUUUCUGUAGAUGACAAACAAAUUUUGCUACCUUACAAUCAGUUGGGCAUUCAGAUUGAAAAGAGCAGCUUAUAUGUCAAGAUCAAGGCCAAAUCUGGUGUGAUGGUCACCUGGAAUGGAGAGGAUGCCUUGAUGGUUGAAAUGCCUGAAAAGUACAUGAAUGAAACAUGUGGACUCUGUGGUGAUUUCAAUGGCAUUGAAAAUCAUGGAGGGUUUUAUGCAAAUGGGAUAAAAGUAACUCCAACUGAGUUUGGCAACCUUCAAAAAUUUGAUGGACCAGAAGAAACAUGUGAAGAUGUUCUUCCUCAACCUACCAGUAAAAAUGCUCAGAAUCAACCAAUCUGUGAGCAGAUUCUCUCCAGUCCAGUGUUUGCCAACUGCAUUGCACUGCUCUCCAUCACCUCCUUUGUCCAGGCCUGUGUGAUGGACAUGGUUGACUGUGGUAAAAAUAAGACCUCUUCCUGUCUAUGUCAUACCGUGUCAGAAUAUUCCCGUCAGUGUGCUAAUGCUGGAGGCCGUCCCCAGAACUGGAGGACGGCUGAGUUUUGCGCAAAGAAGUGCCCCCAGAACUUGAUCCACAGUGAGUGUGGCAGCCCAUGUAUCAAUACUUGCUCUCACCCACUGCAAAAUCAGCUUUGCAUCAAGAGCUGCAGUGAUGGCUGCUUCUGUCCACCAGGUAUGGUCUUGGAUGACAUAACUAAGAAAGGCUGUAUCCCCCUAACAAAAUGUUCUUGUACCCACAAUGGCCAAGUAUACCACUCUGGGCAGUCAUACUCCAGUAACUGCAGAAGCUGUACCUGUAAUGGAGGAUUAUGGACUUGCAAAGAUCUGGACUGUCCUGGGACUUGUGCUGUAGAGGGUGGCUCCCACAUCACCUCUUUUGAUGGAACACAGUUCACUUUUCACGGAGACUGCACUUACUUACUAUCCAAGGAUCAUGUGGAUAACAGAUUUGCCAUUCUGUCUGAGAUUGUCAAGUGUGGACUAACAAAUACAGAAACAUGUCUGAAGUCUGUGACUCUGUCUUUGCCCACCACAAAUACGGUCAUCAUGGUUAAUCCAGCUGGAGAGAUGUACGUAAAUGGGAUUUUGACACAACUUCCAUUAAAUACAGGCAAUUUCACAGCCUUCAAUCCGUCAACAUUUCAUGUGAUCAUCGACACAUCUUUUGGGCUCCAGCUCCAAAUUCAGUUGUCCCCUUUAAUGCAGGUCUAUGUAACUAUUGAUGCCUCCUACAAGAGCAACACUUGUGGUCUCUGUGGUAAUUUUAAUAAUGUUCAAACGGACGACUUUAAUACUGCCAGUGGAGUUACAGAAGGAACAGCUUCUGCUUUUGCCAACACUUGGAAGACCAUGGCAACGUGCCCAGAUGUACUUGAUAGCUAUGAAGACCCCUGCAGUCAGAGUGUUGAAAAUGAACAGUUUGCAAAACGUUGGUGCUCCCUACUGUCAGAUCCAUCAGGACCAUUUUCUCCCUGUCACAGUGUGAUCAUUUCUACAUCCUAUGAAAAAAACUGCAUGUAUGACAUUUGUACAUAUGAGCAAAGUGAGGACUCUAUGUGUGCAGCGGUCUCCUCCUAUGUUCGGGCCUGUGCAGCCAAGGGAGUCUUUCUGACAGGCUGGAGGUCAACCAUUUGUACUAAAUAUUCCACCUCCUGUCCAAAGACAAUGACCUACAGCUACAGGAUGACAAGCUGUGAUCAUACUUGCCGGUCUCUCAGUGAGCCAGAUUUCACAUGCAGUGUUCAGUUUGUACCUGUAGAUGGGUGUGGAUGUAAGCAGGGUACCUACAUGAACCAGAAUGGCGAGUGUGUCCAGGAGUCAGAAUGUCCGUGUUACAACAAAGGUUCAGUAUUGCUUGCUGGAGAGAUUGUCUCAAGAGAUGGAGCCAUGUGCACUUGCAGUAACGGAAAGUUGAGAUGUAUGGGAUCGGAUAAACCAAAAACAGUUUGUAAGCAGCCAAUGACCUACCUUAAUUGCUCCACUCUACCCCUUGGAUCUCCUGGAGCAGAGUGUCAGAAGAGUUGUCAGACUCUUCACAUGGAGUGUUACAGUAAAGGGUGUGUCUCGGGCUGUGUAUGUCCAAAGGGCCUGGUGUCUAAUGGCCAUGGCAAGUGCAUUCCUGCUUCCCAGUGUCCUUGUAUUCACAAUGGAAUAACAUAUAAACCUGGUGAGAAGAUACAAGUGGGCUGCAACACCUGCACCUGCAAAGACCAGAAAUGGCAAUGCACUAAUCUGCAGUGUCACGGUUCUUGUGUCAUGCAAGGAGAAGGGCACCACCUCACGUUCGAUGGGAAAAGAUUCAGUUUUAGUGGCAACUGUGAAUACACUGUUGCUCAGGAUUACUGCGGAAUUAACUCCAAUAAUGGCACUUUCCGUGUGAUCACAGAGAAUAUCCCCUGUGGAAGUACUGGGACCACAUGCUCCAAGGCCAUCAAGCUUUUUCUGGGGAAAGAUGAACUCAGAUUGUCAGAGGGUCAGUAUGAACUCAUGAAGAGAGAUGUUGGUGUUGACAUGGCUUACAAGAUCAUGCAUAUGGGAAUUUAUGUAGUGAUUGAAACCAAGACCGGGCUGAUCCUGAUGUGGGACAAGAAAACCAGUGUGCACAUUAAGCUGAGUGCCUCUUUCAAGGGUAAUGUCUGUGGCCUCUGUGGUAAUUAUGAUGGGAAUGCAAACAAUGACUUCACCACUAGAAGCCAGUCAUUAGUGGUUAACGCCUUGGAGUUUGGAAAUGGCUGGAAGGUGUCCCCUAACUGCCCAGAUGCUAAAGUUCCUAAAGAUCCCUGCACUUCCAAUCCCUACCGGAAGUCCUGGGCUCUAAAACAGUGUAGCAUCAUUAAGAGUAAAGUGUUUGCUGCCUGUCACCCUCAGGUAGACCCUAGUCCUUAUUUUGAUGCCUGUGUUUAUGACUCUUGCGCCUGUGACUCUGGUGGUGACUGUGAGUGCUUCUGCACAUCUGUGGCGGCUUACGCUGCUGCCUGUAAUGAGGCCAAAGUGUGUGUAUCCUGGAGAAAGCCUAACCUUUGUCCUCUUUUUUGUGAUUAUUACAAUGGCCCUGAUCAGUGUGAGUGGCACUACAAACCCUGUGGAGUUCCUUGUAUGAGAACUUGCCGAAAUCCCAGUGGGACAUGUUCCAGUCAGAUCCCAGGACUAGAAGGUUGCUAUCCAAAAUGCCCCCCAAGAAAACCAUUUUUUGAUGAAGACUCCAUGAAAUGUGUAGCAAGGAAAGAUUGUGGUUGUUAUGAUAAACAAGACCGCCAUUAUCAACUUGGAGAGAAAAUGCCAAGCAGUAAUGUUUGCCAAACCUGGCAUACUGGUGACGCAUUUCGGAAGGUUGGCAUGAUAAAUGCGUACUUUUCAGUCCAGUCAUCAUUGAAGGACCUGUUUUCUACAUCAACUUUGCGUUUCAUGGUCUUUGAGAGUGCCAUUUUACCUCUUUUAGGAGACCCUUUCCUGUCACUUCCUCCGUCUUGCAAGUGCAUCUAUAACAUGAAGGAGUUCCCACUGAAUGCUGUCAUCUACAACACCACGGAUGGCUUAGGAGACUGCAUCACAGCUACCUGCAAGGAGAAUGGCACAAUUCAAAGAGAUAUGUUCCCCUGUGCUGCAACUACCACAGCCUCCACCACAGCAUUUGUUUUUAACACUACUGUUCCUCCCUCAACUGUACCCACACAGUAUUUGUCAUCAAUGAAUCCAACUUCUGCUACAUCAAGCCAGCCUAAAACUACAUGUGAAGAAGAAGUCUGUAAAUGGUCAAUUUGGUAUAAUGUUGAUGGACCAGACCUGGGAGACCUGGAAGGAGAUUAUGAAACCUUUGAAAAUAUCAUCAAGAAAGGAUAUGCUGUGUGCCAAUCACCUGUAUCAGUUGAAUGCCGUUCACACCUCUAUCCUGAUACCCCAAUUACUCAGUUGAAACAGGCUGUUCAAUGUAAUAAAACUUUUGGACUUAUUUGCAAACAUGAGGAUCAACAUCCUACAAAAUGCCUUGAUUAUGAGGUCCGAAUUCUUUGUUGUGUUUUCACCGCUUGCCAUACAACAGUUGCUGCAGAUUCAUACACCACUCAUAUUUCAUCUGUAGCUCCAACCACCUCAAUUACAGAAAACACCAUCAACACUAAACAGACGUCACCUGAAUACUCAAGUGAGAAGACAACACAAGGAGUAUCAAGGGAGCAAACGACACCUAGAAUAACAAGUAAAUUAUCAUCAAGUGAGCAGACAACACCAGGAAUUUCAACUAAACACACGUCAGCUAAAUACUCAAGUGAGCAGACAACACCAGGAAUUUCAACUAAACACACGUCAGCUAAAUACUCAAGUGAGCAGACAACACCUGGAAUUUCAACAAAACACACCUCAGCUGAAUAUUCAAGUGAGCACACAACACCUGGAGUUUCAACUAAACACACAUCAUCUGGAUACUCAAGUGAGCCGACAACACCAGGAGUAUCAAGGGAGCAAACGACACCUAGAAUAACAACUAAAUUAGCAUCAAGUGAGCAGACCACACCUGGAAUUUCAACAAAACACACCUCAGCUGAAUAUUCAAGUGAGCAGACAACACCAGGAAUUUCAACUAAACACACAUCAUCAGAAUACUCAAGUGAGCAGACAACACCAGGAGUAUUAACUAAACACACAUCGUCUAAAUACUCAAGUGAGGAGACAACACCAGGAAUUUCAACUAAACACACUUCAGCUGAAUACUCAAGUGAGCAGACAACACCUGGAGUUUCAACUAAACACACAUCAUCUGAAAACUCAAGUGAGCAGACAACACCAGGAGUAUCAACUAAACACACAUCGUCUGAAUACUCAACUGAGCAGACAACACCAGGAGUAUCAAGGGAGCAAACAACAUCUAGAAUAACAACUAAAUUAGCAUCAAGUGAGCAGACAACACCUGGAAUUUCAACAAAACACACCUCAGCUGAAUAUUCAAGUGAGCACACAACACCUGGAGUUUCAACAAAACACACCUCAGCUGAAUAUUCAAGUGAGCAGACAACACCAGGAAUUUCAACUAAACACACAUCAUCAGAAUACUCAAGUGAGCAGACCACACCUGGAAGUUCAACUAAACACACAUCGUCUGAAUACUCAACUGAGCAGACAACACCAGGAGUAUCAACUAAACACACAUCGUCUGAAUACUCAACUGAGCAGACAACACCAGGAGUAUCAACUAAACACACAUCGUCUGAAUACUCAAGUGAGCAGACAACACCAGGAGUAUUAACUAAACACACAUCGUCUGAAUACUCAACUGAGCAGACAACACCAGGAGUAUCAACUAAACACACGUCAUCUGAAUAUUCAAGUGAGCAGACAACAUCAGGAAUUUCAACUAAACACACUUCAGCUGAAUACUCAAGUGAGCAGACAACACCUGGAGUUUCAACUAAACACACAUCAUCUGAAUACUCAAGUGAGCAUACAACACCUGGAAUUUCAACUAAACACACAUCAGCUGAAUACUCAAGUGAGCAGACCACACCUGGAAGUUCAACUCAACACACGUCAGCUGAAUACUCAAGUAAGCAGACAACACCAGGAGUAUCAAGGGAGCAAACAACACCCAGAAUAACAACUAAAUUAGCAUCAAGUCAGCAGACAACACCAGGAAUUUCAACUAAACACACAUCAUUAGAAUACUCAAGUGAGCAGACCACACCAGGAAGUUCAACUAAACACACAUCAUUAGAAUACUCAAGUGAGCAGACCACACCAGGAAGUUCAACUAAACACACGUCAUCAGAAUACUCAAGUGAGCAGACUACACCUGGAAGUUCAACUAAACACACAUCAUCUGAAUACUCAAGUGAGCAGACAACACCUGGAUUUUCAACUAAAUUAGCAUCAAGUGAGCAGACAACACCAGGAAGUUCAACUAAACACACGUCAUCUGAAUAUUCAAGUGAGCAGACAACACCUGGAGUUUCAACUAAACACACAUCAUCAGAAUACUCAAGUGAGCAGACGACACCUGGAAGUUCAACUAAACACACAUCAUCUGAGUACUCAAGUGAGCAGACAACACCAGGAGUAUCAAGGGAGCAAACGACACCUGGAAUAACAACUAAAUUAGCAUCAAGUGGGCAGACCACACCUGGAAGUUCAACUAAACACACGUGGAAUAUUCAAACAACACCAGGAGUAUCAAGGAAGCAAACGACACCUGGAAUAACAACUAAAUUAGCAUCAAGUGAGCAGACCACACCUGGAAGUUCAACAAAACACACGUCAGCUGAAUACUCAAGUGAGCAGACAACACCAGGAGUAUCAAGGGAGCAAACGACACCUAGAAUUUCAACUAAACACACAUCAUCUGAGUACUCAAGUGAGCAGACAACAGCUGAAAUUUCAUCUAAAUUAACAUCAACUAUGGAAACCAUGCCACUGUAUACAAGUAAACAAACAACAACUAUUUCUAAUCCAACAACUCAGCAUGAAACAAUCAGUACUGCAUUCAUCUCCACCUCUCUUCCUACUGCUGAGGUCACUAGCUCACCAACUACUUGCAGGCGUCAGUGCCAGUGGUCUGAUUGGUAUGACACGCAUUUCCCCAGCCUUGGUAAAAAUGAUGGUGACUUUGAAACUUAUCAGAAUAUUCAACAAAAAGGUGGAAAUAUUUGUGCUAAUCCAGCUAAAAUUGAGUGCAGAGCAGAAAAAUAUCCUAAUAAGACAUUACAGGAAGUUAAUCAAAUAGUUCAGUGUAAUGUUUCAGUGGGAUUACAAUGUAAGAAUGAAGAUCAAGAUGGAGAAUUCCCGUUAUGUUACAAUUACCAGAUCAGGGUUCUCUGUUGUGGCAUUUAUUACUGUGAAACAACCGUCACACAAGCAGGAAAUACCACUCUGCUACCAUCAACUUCAUCUGGAAAUGAAGUAUCGAAUCCAAGUGGGUAUCCUUUAAGCUCAACUGUAUCAAGCACUCUUGAGGAAAUAAAAACUUCUAAUGUUACUCCUUUUAGUACAACCAAUGAAAAAACACACAGAAGCUUUACAACAUCAAUUGUACCAACAACUUCUAAUACAUUUAUUAGCACUGGAAUAUCUUCAGCAUCAAGCACCACUCUAAGAUUGUCUACUGUAAUGUCCACAGCCUUAGAAACAAACAUCAUUACAUCAGGCACUGGAACAGUCAAGUCAACAACCAAAAAAACAACAAAAUCACAGCCAACCUCAGAAUAUGUUAAAGAGCUAACAGAAACUCUCCCAACUUUGAUCAUCCCAAGUGAUUUUCCAUCUCCUUUUACAGUUACUGAUAAAAGUAUUGUUACUCUGCCUUUAAAUUCUGACACUACAACAGAAUCCUCAUCUUUGACAAAAACGCAAGGUCUUAGCACUAAACCUAAACUUACUACAAUAAUAUCUGCAAUUACCCCAGUCAUUUCAACAGAGCAUGUUUCAUACAGCACAUCACAGCUGAGUGAAAGCUCAUCCUCUCAAGGGUCCACAAGACCUCUUUCUAAAAGCACAUCACAGCAAACAACAGUAACAACAGAAAUGUUAGACAAGUCCACAGACCAAGUCUCUAAGAGCACAUCACAGAAGACAACUGAGAAAACAACUUCACAGAAGACAACUGAGAAAACAACUUACCUUAUCACCACAAGACCUGUUUCUAAAAUUAAUACUUUGUCAUCCACAGAAUUAAUCACUAAGACUUCACAUAAAAUAACUGAAGCAACUUCCUCUCCAAAGCCAACAGGAGAUGUUUCUAAGACCACAUCUUGGAAGACUACUGAAAAGCCAAUUUCUUCAUUAUCCACAGUGCCAGUCUCCAAAACCACAUCACAGAUAGCAACAGAAAAGAUUACUUCUUCAUUGUUCACUGGGUCAGUUUCCAAAACUACAUUACAGAAGACAACUGAAAAAACUACUUCCCCUCUGCCCACUGAUCUGGUCUCAAAAACCACAAUUCUCAGGUCAACUGAAACAACAACAUCCUUGUCCACAGACUUAGGCUCUAAAACAACAUCACAUAAAAUAACCGAGAAGACUAUCUCUCCAAAGACAACAGAAUAUGUUUCUAAGACCACAUCAUGGAAGACUUCUGAAAAGACAGCAAUUUCACUCUCCAUAGGCCCAGUUUCCACAAGCACAUCACACAGCAUGACAGAAAAAACUACAUCUCCAAAACCAACAGGUUCUGUCACUAGCACCACAUCUCUGAAAUCUACAGAAAGGACAGUUUCACCAGCAUCCACAGAAACGAUGUAUAAGACCACAUCACAAAAAACAGAAAAGACUACUUCAUUCUCUACUGGGGUGGUCUCAAAGACAACAAUGCCAAAGACAAGUGAUAAGAUGACCUCUACAAAGUCGACAGAACCUGUUUCAAAAACCACAUCAUGGAAGACUACUGGGAAGUCUGCUGCCUCAUCAUUAUUCACAGAGCCAGUCUCCAAAACAACAUCACAGAGGAUCACAGUGAUGAGUACCAAUUCAAACACUACAGAAACUGUUUCUCAGACAGCAAGCCAGAAAACUACAGCAAAAGCAACGCCUACAGUGCCUGCAACCAAGACCACACUGCAGAAAACUGAAAAGACAACCUCAUUAUCCACAGGGAUAUUGUCUAAGACAACAUCACAGAAGAUAACUGAUACAAAAUCAACAUUGCCAGUAUCUAAAACUACACCACUAAAGACAACUGGAAUCACAACCCAUUCAAUGUCCACAGGGUCCAUCUCAAAGAGCACAUCGAACACUACAACAACAAAGACUACUUUUAUGUCCACCGGCCUAGUAUCAAAGACAACACUCCAGACAACUAUAGAAAAAAUAUCCUCUUCAGGAGGAACAACAAGACCUACAUCCAAGAGCACAUCACAGAAAACAACCAGCAAAUCAGUCUCUCAAAUGUCCUCAACCCCUGCUACAAGGACCACAAAGUCCACUUUUAAGACAACCACCUCCCCUGUAAUCACUCAUUCAUCAUCAAGAACAUUCAGUACUACUACACCUAGAACCACCCCGUGUAAACCAAAAUGUGCUUGGUCCCAAUGGUAUGAUGUCAGUAAGCCGUCAAAGACAUCUGGAGGAGAAUUUGAAACCAUAGAGAACAUACAAAAAGCUGGACUCAAAGUCUGUAUUAACCCAAAGCAAAUCAAAUGCAGAGCUGUUGACUUCCCCCAAGCAAAGCUUUCUAGCUUGAAUCAAAAAGUAUCCUGUAACUACACCUUUGGCCUCAGAUGUAUUAAUAAAAAUCAGCCACAGAAUAUGUGCUAUAAUUAUGAGGUGAGUUUCCAAUGCUGUACCUCAUGUACACAGACUACAGCCAUGCCUUAUUCCACAAUUCCAGCAUCUAUAAGAACAGAAAAUACCACUGCCACUUCACAGAGAACCACCUCUCGGAAAUCUACUCUAGUUCAGACCACCAAAACCUCAAGUGAAAUACCCACAUCAGGGCAUCAGUCUCAGAUGUCCUCUUCCACAUCUAAAUCUAGCUCUUCAUCCAGGAGCUCCACACCAGUGACUUCUACUUCAGGACAUGUUUCCAGUCCUGUAUCUGCUACAAUGAAAUCAACAAUGCACAGGUUAUCAACUACAGAGAAACCAACAAGUCAGCAGAUGACCAUACUUCAAGGAUCAACUGCUCAUACAACGUUUACUUCAGGAAGAUUCUCCACUCAAGAAGGAUCAACUACUCAUAGACUCUCCACAUCACAUGAGUCUACAACUCACAGACCGUCAAUGCCAGGCCUUUCAACUACUCCAGUUAAAUUCUCCUCCAGUAGCCCAAGCAUUUCUACAACUCACUGUGUUUGCAGCGUCAAUGGACAGAAAUUCCAAGCAGGUCAGCUCAUUUACAACACCACAGAUGAAAAUGGUUGGUGUUACACUGCUUUCUGUAAUGCAACAUGUGGUAUACAGAAAUCAAGCCGAGUUUGUAGUUCCACUCCUUCACCUUCCUCCUCUUCAAAGAUGACUACACCAUUCACAACAGAAAAAGGCUCCACCUCUACAUCUGUAAAGGUAGAAACAACAAUUCCAGCUAAAACUGGCUGCUCGGCCAUGAUCCCACCAAGAAAGAUUAACGAGACAUGGAUGUUGGACAAAUGCACUAAAGCCACAUGCAAAGGCCAUGACCAAAUUCGGGUUACUCCAGUUCAGUGCAAGCCAGUCCAGCCUCUGACGUGUGUCAAUGGGCGACCUGCUCGAAAGAUCUAUGACUCAUCUGGAUGUUGCUACAGAUAUGAAUGUGAAUGUGUAUGUACUACCUGGGGAUACCAGCAUCACAUGACCUUUGAUGGCACCUAUUAUCAGUACAGUAGCAACUGCACCCGUGUUCUGGUGGAAGAAAUCACUUCUAAGAAUGACCAUUUCCUUGUCAGUGUGGAUGAUGGUGACUGCUUUAAAAAGAACCAGGACUCCUGCACACGGUCCCUUUGGAUCUUCUAUCAAGGCAACAAAUUGUUCCUCACUGCAGAUGAAAAGAACUUGGUUUACUUCAAUGGUAAUCUCGUUUCACGAAACAUUGUCAAAAAUGGCUUCAAAAUCUACAGCACUGGCAUCAGUAUUCACGUUACAAUACUUGAUAUCAACGUUCACAUUGCCUAUGACAGAAUGAUUACAGUGAUCACACUGCCAUAUCAACGUUUCUUCAAUAAUACCCAAGGGCUGUGUGGUACUUGCACUAAUCUUCAAAAUGAUGAUUGCCGUCUACCAAAUGGUAAAAUAGAAUCCUCUUGUGUUGACAUGGCUGAACACUGGACAACUCCUAAUCAGAAAGCGUGUAUUCCAGUACUUCAGCCAACCUCCCAACCUACUCUUCCAUCAAGUUCAUUCAUGACGUCUUUGCCCUCGUCUGGUCCCUCUACCCUUUUAUCAAGCUCAGUUUCAAUAAGCUUGCCUUCUUCCACUCCUUCUACAUCUUCAAUAGGUUCUUCAUCUUUGGUUUCAACAACUUUGCCUGUCUCUUCAUCCACCGAGUCUCACACUACACCAGUGACUACCAAACCAACCAAAAAUCCUGUAUGCAAACCACCACUUUGCAAGCUAAUUACAAGCAGUAUCUUUGCAGAGUGUCACAGUCUGCUACCUUCGGAGCCUUACUAUGCAGCUUGUGUGGUGGAUUCAUGCCAGAUGAAUAAAGUGAACCCAGAAUGCAGUAGUUUGCAGAACUAUGCAGCUAUGUGUGCUGAUCUCGGAGUCUGCGUUGACUGGAGGAACCAUACUAAUGGAAAAUGCGCAUACAACUGUCCCAAAGAAAAAGAAUAUAAAGCCUGCGGACCAGCCAUUGAAUUCACCUGUAACUAUAGGUACAAUGAGGACUUUGCCAAAAAAGAUAUCAAAGACUCCAAUGUUUACGAAGGCUGCUUUUGCCCUGAGGGAAAGACUCUUUUCAACUCACAAUCAGACAUUUGUGUCUCAUCUUGUGACUGUGUUGGCCCAGAUGGAAUGCCAAAAAAGCCCAAUGAGAUAUGGCAGAGCAACUGCCAUCAGUGUUUCUGUGAUAAGGAGUCCUUAAGUGUUCAGUGUAAACCCCUCGUGUGUCCGAAAUUGCUGGCAGUCUCCUGUGAUAAGGAAGGCCAAGUUGCCAAAAGUGAGCCAAUGGCUAACAACUCCUGCUGCUCAACUACUAAAUGUGAGUGCAAUGUAGCCCUUUGUCCCAAAGUCAAAAAGAGUUGUGAAGCUGGAUUCCAGGUAGUAGUCAAAACAGUGAGUGGUGAAUGCUGCCCUGUCUAUGACUGUGUACCAAAGAAUGUCUGUGUUUUCAACAAUACAGAGUACCAGGUUGGAGCAACUCUGUCAAAAUCCAGCUGUGAAAACUGCCAAUGUACCGCUGAGGUGGACCCAUCCACACAGCUCCAUAAAAUCAUCUGUGAAGAGAAGACAUGUGACAUGCACUGCUCUAUAGGUUUUACCUAUCAGGAUGUUCCAGGACAAUGUUGUGGAAAGUGUGUACAAGUUGCAUGCAUCUUCCCAAUGCCUAUUAUUUCCAAUAAUAUCACCAACAGUUACUACACUCCCAGUGCCAACAGUGGCAGUCCUCAGGGCAGCACCAGUAAUCCAAAUGAGAACAGUUCUGCUGGAGGCAAUGUAACUCCCAAUGGGAACACUGCUAAAUCCACCGGAAGCAACAGUAGUCCCAACAGAACCGAUGACUACACUGACAGUCCCAUUCACAAUGUCAAUGUAACUCCCACUGGUAACAAUGGUCUUCCAACAAGUAAAGGCAGUCCCAGUAUCAUUCCUAGUGACAACAGCACCUACAUAGUUGAGCCUGGGCAUAUCAUAACAUUUCCUGGUGACAACUGUACCCACUAUGAGUGCCUUAUGAUUGAUGGUCAAUACGUGCCUAUUACUUCGAAGAAAUCAUGCCCUGAGUUCCAUCCUGAAAACUGCCUCCCGGGAACUAUUCGGUUAUCAAAUGAUGGCUGCUGCCAGACUUGUGAUGAAAAGCCAGAGAAGUGCAGAGUUCUGAAGAAGCCCACCAUUAUGACUCAUGAAGGCUGCCAAUCACAGCUGCCAGUUGAGGUGUCAUCUUGUGAGGGAACUUGCAAGACCUACUCCAUGUACUUAUCAGAAGCCAACAUCAUUGGCCACAAGUGCAGCUGCUGCCAGGAAAAGAAAACCAGCCUGAAAAACGUAGCUCUGGACUGUGCCAACGGGACAACCAUCAGUCACACCUACAUCUAUGUAGAACAAUGUGGCUGCAAGGACACCAGAUGUGAAGUAAAAGAUCACAUCUGAUCUACUAGUAGAGAGAAUGCAAAAGAUACCAGGAACAUCAGGAGAAUUUAUGAAAAUAAGUAACAUGGCAGCCUUUUGUAUCGAGGGUAAGCAGAAGAGUAUCAGGAAGACUAAGAGCAAUAAUAAAAACGCAGCCAGUGGGGACUUAUAGAAACAAAAAGGAUUUUCACGUCCCUCACUUUAAGUAACUCAAAUAAGAGGAAUGUCCCCAAUUGCUAGCAAACCUGAUUCAUUUUGUUGUAAUGUAUUUAAAUUGAAAAAUGAUAUGUGCAUUAUGAUGUAUAUUUACUGAUUAAUA
This is a messenger RNA of Polypterus senegalus (gray bichir), 13291 nucleotides long. Its product is annotated as mucin-2-like. The record is from RefSeq and is a predicted model, not a curated record. The transcript has 48 exons. The coding region runs from base 1 to 12993 and encodes 4330 amino acids. Lineage: Eukaryota; Metazoa; Chordata; Cladistia; Polypteriformes; Polypteridae. Gene Ontology annotation, molecular function: protein binding. Gene Ontology annotation, cellular component: extracellular matrix.